Molecule: messenger RNA, 636 nt
Organism: Rotaria sp. Silwood2
Lineage: Eukaryota; Metazoa; Rotifera; Eurotatoria; Philodinida; Philodinidae
Source: the annotation of a GenBank genome assembly
AUGUCGAUAAUCUUUCGAAUAAAAGGACUCAAUUUUUAUUUAUCUUCUCCAUCAAUAAAUAGUUCUGAUCAAUGUUCAUCAUCAAAACAACAACAACAACAAACAAUUGAUACAUGGACGGAAAUUAAUCGUCGAAAUGAAAAUCUUCUUCAUCCAGUUAAAACUAAACAAACAUCACAAACACAAAAUGAUUUAUCAAAUAAUAAUAAUAAUAAUACAUUUAAUGAUUUAUCAACUAAACCAUUUUAUUUAAAUUCUUAUCAUAGUUAUCGUCCUUUACCACAAUCAUCAUUACAAUCUCUAGAUGAUCAAAUAAAUAUGAAUCCAUCAAUUUAUAUUAAUAAAUAUAUUAAUAAACAAUCAUCUAUUCUAUCAAUUAAUAAUCAAUCAUCUAUUUUAUAUGGAAAUAGUAUUAUUAAAUCUAAUAAAGCUUCAGUUUUAAAUAUAUUUGAUCAACAAUUAUUCGAUGAACAUUCUUCAAAUACUUAUGUUAAUAAACAUGGAAUUAUAAUUGAUGAAGAUGGUCCAUUUUGGCCAGAAAAUUAUCGUAUUCUUCAUCCAACACCUAAAUUACUUAGUCGUGAAUUUACACCAAAAGAAUUUUAUUUAACAUCAUCAAUGUCAAGUAAGAAUAGA